GCCUCCUCUUCGUCUUCUUCGUCGUCCUCCUCCGAAACCCUAAUUUUGGGAGGGAGAGAGAGAGAGAGAGAGAGAGAGAGAGAGAGAGAGAGAGAGAGAGUGCGAUGGGCGCGGAGUGUCGCUACGAGCUCUCCCAAACAGCCUACAUUAAGCUCGCCCUCCACGCCCUCAAGCAUCCUUCCUCCCCCGUCAACGGCCUCCUCCUCGGCCCCCUCCAAACCCCCGCCUUCGCCGCCGACCCCACCGUCGUCGUCUCCGACGCCGUUCCCCUCUCCCACUCCCAGAUCGGCCUCCUCCCCUCCCUCGAGCUCGCCCUCAUCCAGGUUGAGGAGCACUUCGGCGGCGAGGGGGUCGGCGUGGUCGGGUACUACCACGCCAACGAGCGGUUCGACGACGCGGAGCUCGGGAGCGCCGCGAGGAAGAUCGGGGAUCACAUCUUCCGAUACUUCCCUCGCGCCGCCGUGCUAUUGUUGGAUAAUAGGAAGCUCGAGGAGUUGGUGAAGGGGAAAGGGCGCGAUCCUGUUGUGCAGCUAUACACAAGGGAUUCAUCAAAAUCGUGGCGUCAAGCGGGAUCAGAUGGAGGCAGUCAGCUGGUCCUAAAAGAGCCCUCUGCCAACGUAGUCCUAAUGGAUUACAUUAGUACGAAAAAAUGGCAAGAAAUAGUUGAUUUUGACGACCAUCUUGAUGAUAUCAGCAAGGAUUGGUUGAACCCCGAUAUCUUCAAGUAAAGCUCUUUGCGGUGAUGGUUUCUGUAAGCUGCUUCUCUUUAUUAUCUGGCUCUUUGGAACGCAAUUUAUUAUCAUGUUUAGACACAAAAUUAUUAAUCUGUGUCCUCGAAUGAACGAACGGAGGACGAAGUAAGGUCCUGAACACAGGUAGUGAGAGUUUCUUCGUGUCAGGGUGAUUGAACCAAGGACCCAUAGCUGUUGCUUUCUAUAUCAAUUUUGCUUUUGUUUAGCUUGAAUUUCGGCCCCUCCAAAAUGGAUGAUUGACCAUUCUGCCUAGUAGACCUGAGUUUGUGUUUCC
Ananas comosus (pineapple) is the source of this 1026-nucleotide messenger RNA. Its product is annotated as ER membrane protein complex subunit 8/9 homolog. The record is from RefSeq and is a predicted model, not a curated record. Gene Ontology annotation, cellular component: EMC complex. The transcript is spliced from 5 exons. The coding region runs from base 105 to 728 and encodes 207 amino acids. NCBI's taxonomy places the organism in Eukaryota, Viridiplantae, Streptophyta, Magnoliopsida, Poales, Bromeliaceae.